CCUGGUCCCAGAGCCCUGCAGAGCUGAGGUGGGCAGGCAGCAGGAGCUCACCAUGGCCCUGGCAGACAACACGGGCUGUGCCAAAGCCGGCGAGGACUUCACUUUCCCUGAGAUCAUCGAACUCAACGUGGGCGGACAGGUCUACAUCACCCGGCACCCCACGCUGGUCAGCGUGCCCGGCUCGCUGCUCUGGGAGAUGUUCACCCAGAAGAACGCCCGCUCCCUGGCCCGCGACAGCAAGGGCCGUUUCUUCGUGGAUCGGGACGGCUUCCUCUUCCGCUACAUCCUGGAUUACAUGAGGGACCAGCAGCUGGUCCUUCCCGACCACUUCCCGGAGCGCAGCCGCCUGCAGCGCGAGGCCGAGUACUUCGCGUUGCCCGAGCUGGUGAAGAUGCUGAGCCCCAGGCUCAGCAAGCAGAACUCCCUGGGGGACGACCCGUGCCAGAGCGACCCCGAGGAGCCCUCCCCCAGCGCCGAGGCCGCCCGCAGCCUGAGCUCUGCUGCCCCCCAACCCAGCGCCGGGCCCGGGGGCGCGAUGGGCGCUGCGGUGGCCGACGCCCGCAGGGCGGGUUUCACCACCAUCGGGUACCGGGGCUCCUACACCCUGGGCAGGGACAGCCAGACGGACGCCAAGUUCCGGCGGGUGGCGCGGAUCAUGGUCUGCGGCAAAACCUCGCUGGCCAAGGAGGUCUUUGGGGAUACCUUGAACGAGAGCAGGGACCCGGACAGGCCCCCGGAGAGGUACACCUCCAGGUACUACCUCAAGUUCACCUUCCUGGAGCAAGCCUUUGACAAACUGGCCGACGCUGGCUUCCACAUGGUGGCUUGCAACUCCACGGGCACCUGUGCCUUCGCCCACGACCAGACAGACGACAGGAUCUGGACCUCUUACACCGAAUAUGUUUUCUAUCGUGAGUGA
Molecule: messenger RNA, 919 nt
Organism: Chaetura pelagica (chimney swift)
Lineage: Eukaryota; Metazoa; Chordata; Aves; Apodiformes; Apodidae
Gene: KCTD12
Product: potassium channel tetramerization domain containing 12
Exons: 3
Coding region: 53-919 (288 amino acids)
Biological process (GO): protein homooligomerization; regulation of G protein-coupled receptor signaling pathway
Molecular function (GO): protein binding
Source: RefSeq, a predicted model, not a curated record